AGUGAUCAGAUUACCCCAGGCUGAGGCUUUUCUGUGCCUCUGCUUGUGGCAGCAGGAGAGAGCUCCAGGCACAGGCUUUCUCCUCAGAUGGAAUCUCAGUUUGCCCAACUCCCUCACCUGGAAGCUGAGAGCAGAUGGGCCAUGCCUGGAAGUCUGAGGUGGAAUCUCCCAUCAAGUCAGAGAACAGUGAUCUCCAGUCUCUUCCUGACUGCGAUUCAAGGUUGGAGCUGGAUGAGAUGAGCUGGAGAAAUACUGAAGAGGAGGCCAUGGGGAAGCUAGAGGGGAGCAGCCAAGAGGCAGACCAUGAGGUGGAGCUGAGUGAGCCUCUCUGGAAGGAUGACAGUGAAGAUUACCACGAGGCAGAGAAGCCAUGUGAAAACGACAGUCCUCUCCAGUUCCUCUUGGAGGUAACCCAGAUGUUGGAAUCUUUCUGCAUUGGCAGCACAGAGUCAUCACAGACUCUGUGGGAUUAUUGUGGCUCGGGGAAGCAGAGUGAUGGAGAGGAAGUGAGGAGCCAGGAAAAGACCACAGGAACAGCAGUCUCAGGAGCAGAGGAAAGUCAGCUGCACAUCCUGGCAGAAGAUGAGGAAGAAAACUUCCUGGGAAGAGAGGAAGAGAAUGAAGACACACCUGGAGAACCCCCUUCAGAUGAGCUGCAUUCACCUGAGAUGAGUGCUCAGGCCCUGGAUCAAGAUGACAGUGACAGCACCUCUGCAGCCUCAGUGCUGGACUCCACAGGCUCUCCCAACAUGCACCUGCUGCAGCCAAGCUGGAAUAACCCCCUCCAGCACCUGAUCCUCAAAAAAAAGCUCCUGUCCAUCUGGAGGAUGAUAGCCAGCGUGAGAGCAGAGAGCUGCAUCAGCAUGUCCUGA
Molecule: messenger RNA, 872 nt
Organism: Onychostruthus taczanowskii (white-rumped snowfinch)
Lineage: Eukaryota; Metazoa; Chordata; Aves; Passeriformes; Passeridae
Exons: 5
Coding region: 135-872 (245 amino acids)
Source: RefSeq, a predicted model, not a curated record